Drosophila subobscura is the source of this 2202-nucleotide messenger RNA. Its product is annotated as peroxisomal carnitine O-octanoyltransferase. The record is from RefSeq and is a predicted model, not a curated record. The transcript is spliced from 6 exons. Gene Ontology annotation, cellular component: peroxisome. The coding region runs from base 246 to 2102 and encodes 618 amino acids. Gene Ontology annotation, molecular function: carnitine O-octanoyltransferase activity. NCBI's taxonomy places the organism in Eukaryota, Metazoa, Arthropoda, Insecta, Diptera, Drosophilidae.
CAUAGGUUAUGCGUUAAUUUGCGUGCCAUGUAAAUUCGCCACUGGGCGCAUUGCCUUGCCCCCGCUUGUAAACAAAUGUACGGAGUCGGGUUCAAUGAUUUUUUAAUUAAAACAAUAGUCGACUUUACUGACUUAAGUGCGCAAUUGUGGCAUGUUAACUGCAAAGAUCUCUAUAUAAUUGUCGUCUAGAAAUUGCAUACCACUUGGCGAUAAAAGAGUUCAGAUAAGCACAGCACUUAACCACCAUGGAUCGGGAAAGCCUAUAUUUUAUGAAUAAGGAUGACAAGAACACUUUCGAUUUCGAUGAGACUCUGCCGCCGCUUCCGCUGCCAGAGCUGCGCGAUACCCUGGAGCGGUACUACACCUGCAUCCAGCCCUUCGGCACACCCGAGGAGCUGGCCCAGGCGAGGAAGGCCAUCGAUGAGUUUCGGGACGGAGUGGGCGCCGAGCUGCACGAAAAGCUCAAGCAGCGGGCAGCCACAAUGAAGAAUUGGCUGGGCACCUGGUGGGAGGAUUAUGGUUAUCACUUGCUGCGCCUUCCUCUGUUGCCCUAUCAGCUCAUGACGAUGGCCAGCCAGCUGGAGUUGGUCGGUGUACCAGAGACGCCAGAGUACAUGCUAAAGAGCUUCUCUCGUAUCAUAUUUCACACUCUGGAGUUUUGGGAUCUUACCCGCAAGUCGGCCAUUAAGCCGCUUUCCUCGAACGGAGGCAAGAUCAAGUACUCCUCCGCACUGUACAAACGUUUCUUCUCCACAUCCCGCGUUCCCGGCGUGGAGCAAGAUCGCAUCGAAAAGCAUUUUCUCACCAAGGAUGAGGGAAACACGCCCACGCAUCUGUUGAUUGCCGCCAAGGGACGUCAGUUUGCCAUCAACUGCGUGCACGACGAUGACACUAUUCUCACUGCACCCGAGAUUCUUGUGGCCCUGCAGCGUCUGCGCAGCAUCUUGGACUACGAGCCAGAGGGUGCAUGUGUGCCGAUUCUCACCCAUGACGACAGACCCAGUUGGGCCAACAAUCGUGCUCGUCUGCUGGAGAUCUCCGAUGCCAACAAAGAAACCCUCCGACUGGUGGAGGGUGCUUCCAUGGGCAUCUGCUGGGAUGAAAAUACCCCCGAUAGCUACGAGGAGUCCUCCCAAUUGGGUCUAUAUGGCGACACACAUAGCCGAUGGGCGGACCACGCCAGCAGCAUCAUCGCCUACAAGAAUGGGCGCUACAAUUGGACGGGGGAGCACAGCUGCUAUGAUGGCACAGUAAGUGUCAGCUUUGCCACCUUCAUGCAGUUGAGCUUGCUGGAGGUGCCAGAACCCGACUGGACCCUGGCCGAGAGUGCGCAGGUGGUGGAACUCAAAGAACUCAAGUUCGAGCUGGACGAUACGCUCAAGAGCGAGAUAACACGCCUGCGAAAAGAGAAAGACGAGCGGGGCAUUGACGUCACAGCGACCUUUACUGUGUUCGAUGAGUACGGCAAGGACUUUAUGAAAUCCCAUAGACUGCAUCCAGACUCCUUUAUUCAGGUGGUCAUGCAGUGGGCAUACCACCAGAUGCACGAAGAAAUUGCUCCCACCUAUGAAACCGCUCUGAUGCGACAGUAUUACAAUGGACGAACGGAGACGCUGCGCUCCUGCACUGGCGCCGUGGCAGAGUUCCUGAAGGCUUCAUCUGAUUCGCGCGUCAGCGAUCUUGCCCUGGCCAAAAGCUUUCGCACAGCCGUCGACGAUCACAAGCGGGCCAUGGAUGAGGCGCGCAAGGGCAAUGGCAUCGAUAGGCACUUGUUUGGCCUCUGGUGUGUCGCCUACGAAAACAAAUUAGACAUUCCCGCCUUCUACGAUGAUCCGCUGUACACGAAGAGCGGCGGCGGUGGCAAUUUUGUGCUCUCCUCCAGCACCCUGGGCUUCACUGCAAAUGUGGGCUUUGUGGCACCCAUGCUGAUCGAUGGCUAUGGCGUAUUCUAUUCGAUUACCUCUGGAGCUGUCUUCAUUAAUACCACCGCAUAUCGUGACAGCAUUAAGACGAGCGCUCGAAAGUUUAAUGACAUCUUCAAGGCCUCGUUCCGCAGGAUAAGCGUUCUGCUGGAGCAGCUGGCCAAGGAGUCCAAGCUGUAAACCAUCGGCUUAAGGCGUAGUUUUAAGUGAAGAAGAGAACAUCAUACCUCUCCAAACAUUUUACGAUACGAUUAAAAUAAUCUUGACUUUAUGCCACAGU